CUACGUUUUCAUUGUCAAGUGGCAGCCUCCGUUGAACCUGUGGCUUUGAAAGAGUGUUGAUUUGAAACAAACCCGAUGAUCGGAAUAACUUAAAAUUUAGUUCAAUGGUUAUUUGAUUGAUUAGUUGCACUUAAGUUGUUUUUCUUCACUUCAACCUAUUGUUAUUGGAUGGUUUACUAAAGUCAGUGUGUAUUUGUUUGGAGAUAUGAUACACCUAUUUCAAGUUUGGAGUUAAAACCAGUCCCUCCCUAAUAAGGACUUUGAUAAUUACGUUGCACAGGACUAAAGCAGCGCACUGAUUUAAUCUAGGUAGCCUAACCUGUCUGGAUCAAACUAAUUCGUAAGUUACAAUAUUUGACUCCAAGAUGGUGAGCCAUGAUAUCCUGAAGUACUUCGCCCUUUUAAUAGCAUCCAUUAUCGCCUUCAGCUCUAGCCUUCAGGAGCCCAAAUGUGACAAUGCCCUAGACAACAGAGGACUCAACGUUUGGAAUUGCUCCAGCAGAGACAUUAUAGAUUUUGAGUUCCUCAAAGGACAGAUUCCUGGGAACGUAGAAGUGUUGGAUUUUUCCAGAAACCGUUUUACUGAGCUUCCAUCGAUAGAAGAGAGUCCAGACUGUGAUAGGGAAUCUCCAUGUGAAAACAAUACAAAGAAUCUAUGCCGUCGAGAUAUUCUGUUUGGCAGGAAUGAAAUCAACAGAUUUAAAGACGACGCUCUUCAUAACCUGGUUUGCCUCAGGACACUUGACCUCUCUUACAACGAGCUGACGUCAAAAAUAUUUCAUCCAAACACAUUUCAGGAAGGUGCGCAUCAUUUGCAAACGCUAAACCUGAGUGGAAACAAAUUGGGCGAUCUGCCUGACCACGUGCUGGGCUCCCCUUUCCUGCGCAGCCUGCGAGUUCUGGACCUUUCUAAUGCUUCUUUGUUGUCCAUAUCGAGAAGCUCCGUGGACGACCUGGGCGAGCUUAGGCUACUGAAUCUCAGCUAUAACAGCUUGAAAGAAAUCCAUAAUCAGACUUUUAAGGGCCUGACCAACCUAGAAUUCCUGGAUCUCAGACACAACCAGCUGGAGGUAAUAGACCGUGAGACGUUUGGGGACCUGGUCAAUUUGAAAGAGCUCUGGCUUUCAUACAACAACAUUAGGGAAAUUCACGUCAACGCAUUCUACAACGAUACAACGCUGGAGAGGUUGCACCUAGAAAACAAUAGGUUUCACUCGAUACCCUACAGCGCUAUCAACAAGCUGCCUCUUCUUCAUACGUUAAACCUUAAAGGAAACCCAAUCGUCGCUGUUACCAGAGAUUCGCAGGAAAACAAAGUGCGGAGUCUAAUUCUGGACAACACUCCACUGACGUCACUACAGAGCUACGCCCUCGCCUCUUUCUCUUCCCUUGAAUAUCUCUUCAUUAGCCACACGAAACUCAAAAGCAUUCACCCUAAAAUAUUCGGCGAUCAUCCGCCAAAGCUGAAAGAGGUCGUCCUAGAAAGUAACCACAUCGCCACCUUGGCGUCGGAGUCGUUGCCAUGGCAGCAGAUGUCAACUCUUCGUCUCGACGGUAAUCCAAUCGAAUGCAACUAUUCCGUCGCAUGGAUUAUCUCAUCGCCUGCUCUCAAAGGGAGGCUAAUAUGCAGUGCUCCACCACAAUUGGCUGGCAAGGAACUCAAAUAUCUAAACGCUGAGGACCUACAGCGUUACAUUUCCUUCGACAACAUUCUUAUCCUGAUCCUUGUGCCGGCCUCAUCCCCAUUCCUGGCGAUCUGCGGGUUCUUGAUCUGGAAGCGUAGGCGUCACUUCACGUGCUGUGGCCCCCAAGUGGGCGGCCAGUACGUGUCCGUAUUCACCCGUGACGCCAACGGCAGUGGCGAGGACGCCGUCUCCGUGGAGAUGAAGGUCCAGUUUAGCCGGCUGAAGUCUGUCAGCAACGAAGGCGCCAAAGACAAGAGAGCGCUGAUCAAGUUUGAGAGCUUGCCGCAGAGGGAGGAUGAGGAGGACGAGAUAUAAGAUCUUACUAUUUACAACUGCAUGGUGUUUGAAGCUGUGAUCCGAGAGAGAGAGCAGGACCCACAUAAGAGAGGACUAACUAAACAAGACUUCCACAUGUUGACACAUUUUGAAAUCGAAUGACUGCCAUGAAUUUAAUCGGAGCAGUAGUAUAGACUCAAUUGAUUAGCAUGAAGUAGAAAACAAAGUUCUAAGAUAAACGAACAAACGAAAACAACGUUCUGGAUUCUAGGUGGACAGACAAAUAAGACAAAAACAAAGUUCUAGAUUCUAGGUGGACAGACAAAUAAGACAAAAACAAAGUUCAAGAUUCUAGGUGGAAAGACAAAUAAGACAAAAACAAAGUUCUAGAUUCUAGGUGGACAGACAAAUAAGACAAAAAACAAAGUUCUAGAUUCUAGGUGGACAGACAAAUAAGACAAAAAACAAAGUUCUAGAUUCUAGGUGGACAGACAAAUAAGACAAAAACAAAGUUAUAGAUUCUAGGUGGACAGACAAAUAAGACAAAAACAAAGUUCUAGAUUCUAGGUGGACAGACAAAUAAGACAAAAACAAAGUUCUAGAUUCUAGGUGGACAGACAAAUAAGACAAAAACAAAGUUCAAGAUUCUAGGUGGACAGACAAAUAAGACAAAAACAAAGUUCUAGAUUCUAGGUGGACAGACAAAUAAGACAAAAACAAAGUUCUAGAUUCUAUGUGGACAGACAAAUAAUAAGACAAAAACAAAGUUCAAGAUUCUAGGUGGACAGACAAAUAAGACAAAAACAAAGUUCUAGAUUCUAGGUGGACAGACAAAUAAGACAAAAACAAAGUUCUAGAUUCUAGGUGGACAGACAAAUAAGACAAAAACAAAGUUCUAGAUUCUAGGUGGACAGACAAAUAAGACAAAAACAAAGUUCAAGAUUCUAGGUGGACAGACAAAUAAGACAAAAACAAAGUUCUAGAUUCUAGGUGGACAGACAAAUAAGACAAAAAACAAAGUUCUAGAUUCUAGGUGGAAAGACAAAUAAGACAAAAACAAAGUUCUAGAUUCUAUGUGGACAGACAAAUAAUAAGACAAAAACAAAGUUCUAGAUUCUAGGUGGACAGACAAAUAAGACAAAAACAAAGUUCUAGAUUCUAGGUGGACAGACAAACAAUAAGACAAAAACAAAGUUCUAGGACAGACAAACAAUAAGCAAAAAACAAAGUUCUAGGACAGACAAAGAAGUGAGAAAAAAUACGGACAGACAGACAUUAGAAAACAAGUUCCAGGAAGAGAAAUAAGCGAAAACAAAGUUCUAUAAAGACAAACAAUCCAAAA
This is a messenger RNA of Biomphalaria glabrata, 3303 nucleotides long. Its product is annotated as leucine-rich repeat transmembrane neuronal protein 3-like. Gene Ontology annotation, cellular component: plasma membrane. The transcript has 10 exons. Gene Ontology annotation, molecular function: protein binding. NCBI's taxonomy places the organism in Eukaryota, Metazoa, Mollusca, Gastropoda, Planorbidae. The coding region runs from base 366 to 2000 and encodes 544 amino acids. The record is from RefSeq and is a predicted model, not a curated record.